CUAGCCGCGAAGAUCAGUGUCCACCAUUGUUCACUGGAGCUAGCUAGCUACUAAGUGAUCAAGCCAGUACGUACGUACGCACGUACAAGAGAUGAAAAGGGGCGGGAGGAACGAGAGCGGUAAGCAGCUUGUGAGCGGAGGAGGAGCGGCCGCCGUGUGUCUUCUGCUGCUUCCUCUCGUCGUCCUCGCCGUGCUCAAGUCCGACUUCAUGCCGCAGCAGGUUAUUCACAUUGCAGAGACCAGCAUUGGCGAAGCUGGUGUAGAGGGUGCAAUAUGGCAGCCGCGGCAACAACUAGUAGCCAAGUCAAAAGCUGCACAUGAUCCGGUCGUCGAAGCACCCCCUUCUCCGGCGUCGGGCGACGAGACGUCCGACAAGGUCGUCGAUGCAAACAGAGCUCUCAAAAAUGGGAAGGGGUUCCUGGCCACGAACGUGGGAAUGGAUGGCUCUUUGGUAAAAUCAGAUGCUGAUGUAGCCGCAGCAAGGAGCAAGUUAAGUUGCAACUUCAGCAGUUAUCGCACGAACAUGUGUGCCAUGCAAGGUGACGUCCGUCUGCACGGCAAAGCCGCCACCGUCUACGUGGUCUCAGCCUCCGACGACAACCGGCCAGACAAUGGGACGAUCACGAUCCGGCCGUACCCGCGCAAAUGGGAGACACCGACGAUGCAGCUGGUCCGUGAGGUGACCAUCCGUUGGAGAGCCCCACCGGGACCGGGUGCGCCACGGUGCACGGUGACCUACGACGUCCCAGCGGUGGUCUUCUCCACCGGUGGCUACGGCGUCAACAUCUUCCACGCCAUUACCGACAUCAUCAUGCCUCUCUACAACACGGCGCGGGAGUACGAUGGCCGCGUCCGGCUCGUGGCCACUAACUACGACCGCAAAUGGAUCGCCAAGUACCGCCACGCCCUCUCCAUGCUCUCCAUCUACCCCAUCAUCGACUUCGACGCCGACAACGAGGUGCGCUGCUUCCCGUCGGUGCAUGUCGGGACGGAGAGCCAUAAGGAGCUAGGGAUUGACUCGGCUCUCUCCGGCAAGGGCUACACGAUGCUGGGCUUCCGGGGCCUGCUCCGGUCGGCUUACUCUCUGAAGCGUGAGUGGGUGACCCCCAAGAACCGUGUCAGACCUCGUCUCGUCAUGGUGCUGCGAAGGAACUCGAGGGCGCUGACGAACGAGGCGCAAGUUCUGGCAGCUGCCACCGAGGUUGGCUUUGAGGUGGUGGCUGCGGGGCCGGAGGUGGUGCGCGACCUGGCCAAGUUCGCGCAGACGGUGAACUCGUGCGACGUGUUGGUGGGCGUGCACGGUGCGGGGCUCAGCAACAUGGUGUUCCUCCCGCGCAACGGCACGGUGGUGCAGAUCGUCCCUUGGGGCGAGAUGAAGUGGCCGGCCUGGACCUCCUACGGCGAGCCGGUGGCUCCCAUGGGGCUUCGCUACGUCGAGUACGAGACCACCGCCGAGGAGACCACGCUCAAGUACGUGUACCAGAGGAACCACACCGUCUUCACCGAUCCGGUCUCCCUACACAAACAGGGAUUCAACAUGUUGUGGGAGACCUUCCUCAACGGGCAGAACGUCACCCUCGACGUCGACCGCUUCAGAGGGGUCCUGCAACACAUCUACCGCUCCGUUACCAUCACAUGAGUAGAUUAUUACGUCCCAGGUUUUUUUUAAAAUGUAAUAACACGUCGAUUCCAUA
This is a messenger RNA of Triticum aestivum (bread wheat), 1694 nucleotides long. Its product is annotated as alpha-1,3-arabinosyltransferase XAT3. The transcript has 5 exons. The record is from RefSeq and is a predicted model, not a curated record. The coding region runs from base 92 to 1639 and encodes 515 amino acids. Gene Ontology annotation, molecular function: glycosyltransferase activity. Lineage: Eukaryota; Viridiplantae; Streptophyta; Magnoliopsida; Poales; Poaceae.